UUGAGGGAUUCUUACUUACGCUUUAAUUUGGCUUUGAUCUUCCUCUUCCGCAUUCUCAGAAGAAGAAAAAAACAACAUAAAUAUAUAUAUAUAUAUAAAAUAAAUAGUAUAUACCAAAUCUCCAAAAAGGCACCAACAACAGAUAUACCAUGCCUUCCUCUCAGACAGUAUGGAUGCUCAUUGCUUGGUCAUUGGGCCUCAUCGCUUUGGCCUUAAUUGGAACGUCGAUAGGAACUGACUAUUGGUACCAGUUCAGUAGCACCGGCAGCAACAAGAUGUCAAAAGUUACCAAUGUCGGUAUGUGGAGGACGUGCACGAAGGUAAAGGUUAGCGAUGGCUGGCACCAGAAAGAAUGUGAGAACGUUAUACUAUUCGGGGAAAGCGCUGAGCUCACAGAAAUCCAAGAAACAUUAUUGUAUAUCAACCGCUCCUUUGUGAUAUUCGUCUGUUUAAGCGCCUUCACCCAGUUCAUAUCUAAAGUUAUAUUCUUCUGUGCCGUUCCGGCAUGUUGCCACGUGAAGAAAAAAGUUAUUUUGUUCUUUAUUUUGUCCGUUUUGGAACUAAUGGCAGCUUUCUUGGGAAUUAUUGGCUGUAUCUGUUUCAUCGCCCUGGAGGAUCUGGGAAAAUACCAUACGUCAGAAGACAACGCAGAAUACCAGUGGUCAUUCAUGUUGGCAUGGAUAUCCAUUGGUUUGUGUUUCGUUGAGUCCUCCAUCUUGGUGAUCCUCGUCAAGGUCUGUUAUGAUGAAGUUUUUGAGAGCGGCAAGUUCGACUACUAUUCAAUGUGAGUGAUAACCGUUACAUUGCGAAGCAAAGGCGAGUGCACCGCAAAAACACCAGCGGCACAUUGGCACUGUAACACACUAUGGCACUCCUGGCACUUGACAAUAAUAUUAUCUUAAGAUUUCUUUUAUGGUUAUUGUAUUUAAUUAUGCUAUGUAAAUGAUGUUGGCGGUCAGAAAGGAAUCAAUAAAUGACUGUAAAAGUAAAAACCAUGACUGCCCCACCCCAAACUAACAAAACACUAUUGAUAACUAACUAACCUACUAAUAACAGAAACGAUCACCAACCACAAACCAUCAGACACCAACACAACCGUUCCACUUCUCCAUGACGUCUCCCACCACCACCACCACCACAGCAAAGACAACAUUAUCAUCACCACCACUGCCAUUACAUAAAAGAACUACAACACAGAAAACCACUGUCACAGUUGACUUAUUCACCAGUACCAAUGAAGCGUUGACAUUAUUCCCAUCACUGCAAAAAUCUCUCUUUCGUCAGUCACUUUUACACAGCACACGCGCGCGCGCACACAGACACGGACACAGACGGCCACACACAUACAUACACACAUACAUACACACAUACAUACACACAUACAUACACACAUACAUACACACAUACAUGCGAGUAUCAUCAUACAAUGUUAAAAUUUGCUCAAUGAAGACAAAAAAAAAUUUAAGCAAGACUUUCGUUCCCA
Messenger RNA from Octopus bimaculoides (California two-spot octopus), 1483 nucleotides. RefSeq lists its product as uncharacterized. Gene Ontology annotation, cellular component: plasma membrane. The record is from RefSeq and is a predicted model, not a curated record. NCBI's taxonomy places the organism in Eukaryota, Metazoa, Mollusca, Cephalopoda, Octopoda, Octopodidae.